Messenger RNA from Biomphalaria glabrata, 900 nucleotides. RefSeq names its product cell death abnormality protein 1-like. Bases 1 to 900 code for a protein of 299 amino acids. Gene Ontology annotation, molecular function: scavenger receptor activity. The record is from RefSeq and is a predicted model, not a curated record. Lineage: Eukaryota; Metazoa; Mollusca; Gastropoda; Planorbidae. The transcript has 8 exons.
AUGAGCGACACUGUCAAAAAGCUUUCGACUUGUGACAGCGACAAAGAGCGCGGAUCAGAAAAAAAGAGGGGAGAGAACAAGCUAGCAAGUUUUAUACUUGAAAUUCUAGACUCUAGCAACCAUAUAUUGUGGACACAAUAUGGUCCUGCCAAUGCCUCAGAUAUCUACAACAUCAACACAAUGCAACAGAAAUCAGUCAAGUCAAUUGUGAUAUCGGUACAUGGGGACCUGGAUGUGCAAGUCUAUGCCCUAAAGAAUGCCUUAGUUAUUGCAAGGAGGACACAGGGAUUUGCUACCAAUGUUAUGGCAAAAGGAAUCCCCCUUCAUGCGAUGUUGGUAGAAUGCCUUCAGUCCACCUGGGGACUUAACUGUAGCUCUAAUUGUAGCAUUAAUUGUUUCAACCAAUCUUGUGAUAAAUACUCGGGUAUUUGUAACGAAGGAUGUAAUGGAUAUGUCAAUCCACCUUUAUGCACAACAGAAUGCCUUCAGUCCACCUGGGGACUUAACUGUAGCUCUAAUUGUAGCAUUAAUUGUUUCAACCAAUCUUGUGAUAAAUACUCGGGUAUUUGUAACGAAGGAUGUAAUGGAUAUGUCAAUCCACCUUUAUGCACAACAGAAUGCCUUCAGUCCACCUGGGGACUUAACUGUAGCUCUAAUUGUAGCAUUAAUUGUUUCAACCAAUCUUGUGAUAAAUACUCGGGUAUUUGUAACGAAGGAUGUAAUGGAUAUGUCAAUCCACCUUUAUGCACAACAGAAUGCCUUCAGUCCACCUGGGGACUUAACUGUAGCUCUAAUUGUAGCAUUAAUUGUUUCAACCAAUCUUGUGAUAAAUACUCGGGUAUUUGUAACGAAGGAUGUAAUGGAUAUGUCAAUCCACCUUUAUGCACAACAGAUGUCUGA